AACAACACCUGCACCAACCGCACCCGCGGCGCAGGCCCCGUCCCCUCUCCCGACACCUCCGUCGCCUUCCUCUCCUACCAGCCCUUCGCCGACUUCGCAAAGAACGCUACGACACCAACAAACUACACCUCUGCCUUCACGAACCUGCACGCCUCCACCACCGCCUCAAAGUAUCUAGGCGUCGCCGAACUCUCGUCCUACGAUGCGGCAAAUUGCAGCACGCAAUGCGACGCGCAGACCGGCUGCACGGCGAUCAACGUCUUCUUUGAGCGGUCUCCAACGCUGAAUCUGGGUCCGGGGUGCACAAAUGCGCCGAGUAGUACGGUGAUUAAGUGUGUGUUUUGGGGUGAUGCGGUGACGAAGCAGAACACGGUUAAUAGUGGGUAUACGGAUAAUGGGUUUGUCGUUGCAAUUGCGGGGAGUAAUGGGUAUAAUAAGGGACAGGCGGCGCAGGAU
This is a messenger RNA of Macroventuria anomochaeta, 456 nucleotides long. RefSeq lists its product as uncharacterized. The annotation marks the transcript as partial. The transcript has a single exon. The record is from RefSeq and is a predicted model, not a curated record. Lineage: Eukaryota; Fungi; Ascomycota; Dothideomycetes; Pleosporales; Didymellaceae.